AUGCCGACAAUUUCGGUUAAACGAGAUUCUCUCUUUACUGCUCUUGGAAGAACAUACACUGAUGAGGAGUUUGAACAGUUAUGUUUUGAGUUUGGCUUGGAAUUAGAUGAAGUUACAACAGAAAAGCAAAUGUUGAUAAAAGAGCAAGGCGAUCAUGUAGCAGCAGAUGUCUCUGAAGAUAUUUUGUACCGUAUAGACAUUCCAGCUAAUAGAUAUGAUUUAUUAUGUCUAGAAGGAUUAGUAAAUGGGAUAUUAGUUUUCCAAGGAAAGAAAGCACCACCUCAGUACAAGUUUAAAAAAUAUGAAGACUGUCAUUCUCUACACCUCACUCCUGCAACUGCUUCAAUUAGGCCUUAUGCUGUAGCUGCUAUCCUAAGAGGAAUUAAAUUCACAAAGGAAAGCUAUGAUAGCUUCAUUGACUUGCAGGAUAAACUUCAUCAAAACAUCUGCCGUAAACGAACCCUUGUGGCCAUAGGAACCCAUGACCUGGACACCAUUCAGGGUCCUUUCGUUUACGACGCGUUGCCGCCAAGUGAAAUAAAAUUUAAAGCUCUCAAUCAACAAAAGGAGAUGACAGCGCCGGAACUCAUGGAGUUGUAUUCUGGGCACGCACAACUAAAGCAAUAUUUGGGUAUAAUCAAGGAUAGUCCUGUUUACCCAGUAAUAAAAGACAAGAACGGGGUGGUUCUGUCUAUGCCGCCAAUUAUUAAUGGUGACCAUUCAAAAAUCACGCUUGACACCAAGAACGUCUUCAUAGAGUGUACUGCUACAGAUCUCACAAAGGCAACAGUAGUCCUAGACACGAUUGUGUGUAUGUUUUCCGAGUACUGUGCGAACAAGUACGAAGUACAACAGUGCAAAGUGUUCGCAUCAGACGGUACCUACCAGCUGUAUCCCAAAUUGGACUAUAGAGAAGAGGUGAUUAGUAUCGAUAAAGCUAACAACUAUAUUGGAAUCAGUGAGGAGGGCGAUAGCUUGGCGACGCUUCUAUCCCGCAUGUGCCUGAGUACGACGCUGCAGGGAUCCAGCCUGCGGGUGCGGGUGCCGCCCACGCGACAUGACGUCAUACACGCGUGUGAUCUCUACGAGGAUAUUGCCAUCGCAUAUGGGUACAACCGCAUAGAGAGGCGGGCGGCGAACUUGGCGACUAGCGGCAGCCAACAGCCCGCCAACAAGCUCACCGAACAACUGCGACUCGAGUGCGCGCACGCCGGGUACACUGAAGCUCUCACUUUCACACUCUGCUCGAGGGAAGACAUAGCUACUAAACUCGGUGUAAAAAUUGAAGACUUACCUGCAGUCCACAUCUCUAACCCAAAGACCCUGGAGUUUCAAGUGGUCCGGACUGUGUUGCUGCCAGGUCUUCUUAAGACCUUAGCUGCUAAUAAGAAAAUGCCCCUACCACUGAAACUUUUCGAGAUAAGUGACGUCGUGUUGAAAGAUAAAAGUUCUGAGACAGGAGCGCGUAACGAGAGACGUCUGUGCGCCGUGUACUGCGGCCGAGCCGCCGGCUUCCAGUUCGUGCACGGACUACUCGACAGACUAAUGGCGCUUUUGAGGCAGCCCUGGAGUAAAGAAGGAGGUUACUACCUACGUCAGAACGACGACCCAGCGUAUUUCCCGGGUCGUUGUGCUGAAGUAGUACUCCGUGGAGAAGUAAUCGGGAAAAUUGGUGUCAUUCACCCAACUGUGUUGACAGCUUUUGAUCUCUCAAACCCUUGCUCGGCUGUUGAGAUUAACAUUGAACCCUUCAUUUAA
Molecule: messenger RNA, 1758 nt
Organism: Parnassius mnemosyne (clouded apollo)
Lineage: Eukaryota; Metazoa; Arthropoda; Insecta; Lepidoptera; Papilionidae
Source: the annotation of a GenBank genome assembly